Colletotrichum gloeosporioides is the source of this 1596-nucleotide messenger RNA. RefSeq names its product putative MFS-type transporter. The coding region runs from base 1 to 1596 and encodes 531 amino acids. Gene Ontology annotation, molecular function: transmembrane transporter activity. The record is from RefSeq and is a predicted model, not a curated record. Gene Ontology annotation, biological process: transmembrane transport. NCBI's taxonomy places the organism in Eukaryota, Fungi, Ascomycota, Sordariomycetes, Glomerellales, Glomerellaceae. The transcript is spliced from 5 exons. Gene Ontology annotation, cellular component: membrane.
AUGCGGUCAACAACAAUACUACCACGCGCCUCUCGGGAUCAGGAUACGAAAGAUGCAUCUCGCGACGUCGAGGCCUCCGUUAUCGACCGCGUGGCCACGGCCACAUCACAGGUUCCUCCCGUAGAGAGCGGAACUUUUGAGAUCGAUACGGAACAGCAACCUAGCAAAUCUUCACAAAUUGUCAUUACAUGUCUAGUAAUACUCUGUAACUUGACACAAUUUGUCUCCAUGUUCUCUACUGUUGCAGGCGGAUUCCAAUUCAGCGCUGAGCUCGGCCGAGAUUUUGGACCCGGGCAGGCUAACUGGAUGGGAGCGGCAUACUCACUUACUCAAAGUGCUUUCGUCCUAAUUAGUGGCCGACUUGGGACCAUUUAUGGCCACCAGAACAUGCUAUUUCUUGGUGGUGGAAUCAUCGUUGUCCUUUCCCUAGGAAAUGCAUUUUGCAAGACUUACGAGUCGUUUGUGGCCAUGAGGGCCAUGACCGGAAUUGGCGGCGGUAUUAUCAUGCCGAACGCUGUUGCAGUCCUCACGAUCAUGAUUCCACCAGGACAGAGCCGAAAUAUCACACUUGCCGCUUUUGCAGCUUCACCGCCAUGUGGCGCACUCGUUGGAGCUCUGUUAGCCGGUGUAUUCCUAGAGUAUACCGAAUGGAAAUGGUUUUUCAUAGUGAUCGCCAUCUUGGGAACCGUAACGUUUGGAUCCCUGUUUCUUGUGCUUCCACAUGACGAGCCUGUGGACAAGGGGGGCAGUAUUGACUACCUGGGUAUCGUAUUCGGUCUUGGUGGCCUGCUGCUUUUCAACUUCGCUUGGAACCAGUCACCAUCAAUUGGGUGGGAUUCUCCGUCCGUCAUCUCCACCCUCAUUAUAUCCCUCCUCCUAUUUACGGCUUUCAUGAUUUGGGAGAGCAAGUUUGCCAAGGAUCCCAUCAUGCCCCUGACAGUCUUCGCCGCCCCAACAUUUACGGCCCUAAUCUUCGUGGCAUUGCUCACAUACAUGUCCGUUGGCAUCAGCCUGUGGUAUAUGGUCGCCUGGCAACAACUCCUACGAAACUGGACGGUCCUUCAUGUUGCUAUAGGUUGGAUCCCUUAUGCUGUAGGCGCCUCAAUGUCAGUUGGACUGGCGGCGUGGUUGAUCCCCCGCAUCGAAGCGCAGAGCAUCAUGGCAAUCGGAAUCUUAGCUUCCAUCGUGUCAUGUUUGCUGCUGGCAACAAUGCCGGAGCAGCAAAUCUACUGGGCACAGACGUUUCCCUCCAUCUUUAUCGGGUCUCUCUGCCCUGAUUUCGUUUAUGUGGCUGCACAGAUCAUAGCCAGCAACAGCGUUGGAAAGCGAGAGCAAGGCGUUGCUGGGAGUUUGAUCGGUACGCUGAAUCUCUACGGAAACAGUCUAGGCCUCGGCUUUGCUGGAACCAUUGAGUCGCAACUUAUCAAAAAUGGCGCGAGUCACGUCACGAGCUUUCGUGCCGCCUUGUACUUUGCUAUGGCCCUCUCUGCAGCUGCGUUGGUGUUAGACUUUGGCUUCGUCAGGAUGCCCAAAGAUGAUCGGAAGGGAUGGGAACAGGACGACUCCCGCAGAGACGAAGACUUGCAAGGCUCAUGA